This is a messenger RNA of Cotesia glomerata, 4337 nucleotides long. It is a transcript of the gene Kank, whose product is annotated as KN motif and ankyrin repeat domain-containing protein 2-like. The coding region runs from base 278 to 3502 and encodes 1074 amino acids. Gene Ontology annotation, biological process: negative regulation of actin filament polymerization. The transcript has 10 exons. Gene Ontology annotation, cellular component: cytoskeleton; cytoplasm. Gene Ontology annotation, molecular function: protein binding. The record is from RefSeq and is a predicted model, not a curated record. NCBI's taxonomy places the organism in Eukaryota, Metazoa, Arthropoda, Insecta, Hymenoptera, Braconidae.
GGGAGUCGCGCACCGGAUCUCACAGAAUCCGCUGCAGUUACCUCUCUCUCGGUAAAACAACACCGUUUAAAUCCCCUGUUCACUUGGACAAUUAUUUAAUAAAUAAAAAACACUCUUGUACUCAUCUUCUGUGUCUAUUUUAUCAAUUAUUUUUAUUAUUUCAAAUAAUACACUCAAGAACAAAAACUAUCUUCGGAUUAUGGAGCGAAUUUCAAACUCACGACUCGCAGGAAACAAGGGAUGAAUCCGUAACGAGGAAGCGUGAGACCCUGAAGAAAUGGCACUGACCGUAUCCUCGCCCCGCGUUUUCAACGGAAACGUGGGAAAGCAGGCUUAUGGAUCUACUGAAUCAACCUCAGGCAGCAAAUGCAUUUGUUGUCCUUAUGGAUAUCACAUUGACUUGGAUUUUGUCGAGUACUGCGAGGCUGUUGCAGCCGGAAACAUUGACAAAAACACUAUCGAGAGACGGAAGAAGCGCGAAAGACGGAGACAAUGCCAAUCUAUGGAAAUUCUACUCGGAUUGGUGAGCCCGACAUUCAGCGAACUUGAAAACGAACUGUCGAAAAUAUCACAGCAGGACGAAGGAGUUUCAAACGGAGUAACGACCUUACCGAGGUCAGGUCACCAGACCAGUCGACCCGGAGGUAACAAUCCUCAUCCGUACCAUCAUCAACACUCGACGGCCCUGGACUUGAGUGACGUAGUCGGGGAUUUUGAAGCGACUUUGCAGCGACUGUCUAAACCCUACAAGAAUUAUGAUCGCAGGAAUCAGAGCGAAACCGAUGGAGCGGCGAUUGGUCAUGCAAUUCAACACACGAUCCACGCGGAUCAUACCACGGAUUUCGAUGCCUCGAGUGUGGGGAGCGGAAACUCAAAUCUCAGUGCAGGCGCGCUUCAGAACAUCAGAGAGCAAAUGGCGAUGUCGCUUGAGAGAAUGAGAGAGCUUGAGGACCAAGUAAAAGCGAUCCCAAUGCUGCAGGCUCAGAUGAUUGUCCUGAAAGAAGAGAAGAAGAAGCUCGAGAAAACUGUCGACAAUUUCAAGCAGGAUAAUUUACUAAAGGACAUAGUGAACUCGAAAAUUCAAAAUCAACUGAGAAGCAAUUCAUUUUCAUCGGAAAAACUGCCACAAAAAUGCGUUGCUGUAAACACGAGGGACAUGGGAACUAUGUGUGGCGUUAUGACGCGAGAUGUGGGAGUUUCACACCAACAGGUUCGGACACGGGACGUCGGAAUGACUACAAGCACUCCAAUCCAAGUGAUAGGCCGUCCAACCGAAUUUACAACUGUAAAAUUAGACGACUUGGACUUUGAGCCGAGGAAAGCUUUUGGCUCUCCAACGGCCAGGAGAAGUCUAAAAAAAUAUCAAUCACGUGAAAAUAUCACCUCCAUCUACAGCAAUAAAGACUCCUCGAGUUUAUCAAAUCUUUCGCGAAGCAGCGAGUCCAAUUCUACGCCUGAAAUGAAACGAAAAAAUUCGCUAUCAAAAAUUCCCUCGUAUCAAAAUUUGUCGUCGCCAAAAGAACUCAAAGACUCGUGGACUAACACUGAAAGUGCAAGGCUGACUCGCAGUGAUUUAUUUUUCGAACAAAUUUCACCGGAAAUCAUAAAAGAUCCGGAAGUUCGUAAGACCCGCAGCUCUGCUACAGAAACAACAGUUAAAAUGUCUAAUCUUUACACCUCAGAAGAGGUAGCCCGCAUGGUCGAGGAAGCUGUAAGCAGGUACCGCAAUUCGAUGACUAAACAAAUGGCAACAAAAGGUAUUCAGUGUCUGAAAAUACUUCCGAAGAAAUUGGCAAUGAGACAUAAAGAAACCCAAACGUCAGAGCCCUUCAAAAUGAGGUCUCAUGUCGGAGUGACCGUUAAGCCCCGCACGUCUGAAAUUGGAACUUCGAUAGGACCAUCAAGCCCAGGAACAAAAUCAAUAGCCAUUGGACCGGAUCCUGUUUCAAUCGUACAGCCGAUUUCACUAAAUUCAAUGAACUCAAGGAGCCAUUCGUUCAAUUACGGUGACACUAAACCCAAAAGGAAAACUACGAGGACCGUUGGGUUGAGUGUCGAAGGAUUGAUUAAAACUACACCCAAGAGUACCGACACUGUGGGCCUCUCGCCAAAGAGACGUGAGUUCGGUACAUCGCCUAUUAAGAAAAAGCUAGUCGACGUUUCUGUUGGUGCUUCUGUCAAGCCACAUAUUUCUAUUUCCUGCGCUGCUAACUAUUGCGACAACUGCAAAGAAACAAUAAAAACACUUGCCAAGCAGAUUUCAAAUAAUAAUGAGAAUAUGUACAGAAGUUUGGAUAACUCGCCGAACCAAGCAACUAAUGGGGUCUCGAGGAUACCAAGACCCGCGAACAUUAACUUAAACACCACUGAUCUGAAAAAGCAAUUCAAGAGGCAAGACACCUACACCAAAAUUCCCGUUGGAAUCAUACGCUAUGAUGCCGACAACAAAGAAUCGUAUGAUUGUAAUAAGCAUGAAAUGGUGGGAGAGGAAAUCAAAAACGACACCACUAAAGAAUCCAAAGAAAUAAUAUCUCCUGAGAAAGAAAUAAACAGUGAAGAAAAAACAAGCCUACCGGAUUCAGCGUUAUUUGAGCCAAUACGCGAUAAGUCUCGCGUGAAAAAGGAACCGUCGAAAGAAAUGCGCGCGGCAUUAAAAGUACUGAAUGACAACUUGAAAAAAUCUCCCAGCAAAAAUAUUUCCCAUCAGACCAAGAACGCCACCAACGUAAUCCAGCAAGAGUGGUUUAAAAUAUCGAGUGUCGUGACAGCGAAUCCCCUGGAUGUCGAGGACUACUUGGACUGCUUCGAAGAACACUCAAGCAUCUUGCUGGAAUACAUCGUAAACAUGGUCGAUACCAAUGGAAACACUGCAAUGCACUACGCUGUUUCUCACGGCAAUUACGAUGUUGUUUCAAUUCUUCUCGACUCAAAAGUUUGUGACAUUAACAAGCCAAAUGCUGCUGGUUACACUCCUGUGAUGCUGACAGCCCUCGUUGACAUUAAAAAUUCAACCCAUGCCUCCGUCAUCACCAGACUUUUCCAAUUGGCUGAUGUUAAUACUCGCGCUAAAAUUCAUGGACAAACGGCGCUGAUGCUUGCUGUAUCUCACGGAAGGACAGACAUGACCCGAUUGCUGCUGGAUGCUGGAGCAGCUGUCAACAUCCAGGACGAGGAUGGUAGUUCUGCGUUGAUGUGUGCCGCCGAGCAUGGGCACGCCGAUAUUGUUAAGCUUUUACUGGCAAAUUCAGACUGCGACACAUCAAUCGUGGAUGUUGACGGCAACACAGCUCUGACCAUCGCCGUCCACGCGGGCAAUCGCGACAUCGGGAUGCUUCUGUACGCUCACGAACAAGUCAGCAGAGGUACGAGUCCGUACUCAUCUAUGAGAAGAAGUCGACGGGGUUCUAAACCCACAACACCAACGGGACCUUCUCCGUCAGCACCAGCCAGUCCUGCCCCUUCGCGAAGAUUUACUCCCACGUCUAAGUACUCCGGGAAGUAAUUUUCAAUUACUUGCAUUUGUUUUUUUCUUUUUUUUUUUGUAUUUUUGUUGAACGAUAUGAAGAGACGUAAUUAACAAGAUGUUUAUUAUUUUGACGCAUAUAUAUUUUUCUAUUUCUCAAUCUAGGAUUUCAAAACAAUCUAGAGAAGACUAGUCAUUUUUUAAUACAUUAAUUAUAAUAAUUAUUGAUUAUUUUUUAAUGAUAACUAUUGAUAUAAUCAAAUUAAAAGGGGAGAUUAGUUUUCUCAGGUGCUUGGAAGCAACUUGGUGCUCUAUUAUCAAAUUUGUUCUAAAAACUACUAAGUAAACACAUUCCCCUCCUCUUUUUCUCAACGACUCAAUAUUUCUACGUGUUAUUAAUUAAAUAUUGUCCUGAUUCAUAAAGAAAGUGUUAAUCGAUAGUUUUGAUGUCUUCCAAAGUUUUAAAUAUUUAUUCGAUCGUAAUAUUUGGUAUUAAGUAGCACUAGACAUUCCAGAUACGGGGUUUUUAUUAUGAUAUUUGAUAAAAAAAGGGCCUAAACAAUUUUUAAAAUCAUGGGGAACAAUUAAGUUUUCUAGCAUUUAGAUGCUUUAUAGACUUUUAAAUAAUUAUAAAAUAAUAAAUAAAGACUAGACAUUGUCCUACUCAAAAAAAAAAAAAAAAAAAAAAAAACCUUGCAUUUUGGAAUGAUAGUCAAAAAUCGUCUGACUAGAUUUACUAAUCGUUUAUCCUAUUCAAAUAAAUAAAUACGAUGUAUCAGACUGACUUACUUACACAUUGUGGUAGUAUAAAAAUUUUUAUUAAUCAUCGUCGAGUAGAUCAUGUCUGAAUAUAUGUUGAUAAAUCGUUAGAAAA